UCUUGGUCAUUCUGCAGAUGUAUUCUACAACAAACCGAGAGUAACUUUACUGUAAUGUCAUGAGGCAAUAUGGGAGGACAAUCGGGGCGUAAAGCGUGUACGUGAAUUUUACAGUGGUGACCACGGUGCAGUUGAAACGAGCGGCGUAGCCCAGCAGUAUGUGGUGGGAUGGAUGAGGAAGAGCAAAACCGCUAUGUGGCCCAGCUGAAGGAGGAAUUCGACAGCUGUGACACCACUGGCACCGGUUACUUGGACAAAGAGGAGCUUUCCGUGCUUUGCCAGAAGCUACACCUGGAUGCACAUCUGCCCCUGAUGCUGGAUACCUUGCUGGGGCCACAGCAUUAUGCCAGGGUGAAUUUUGAAGAAUUCAAAGAGGGCUUUGUGGCAGUGUUGUCACGCUCUCUGGACUUCAGUACUUCUGAGGAGGAUAGCAGUUAUCUGGAGCCAGUGAUCCCAGAGGAGGUGAAGCCCAAGUUUGUGAAAGGAGCAAAGCGCUAUGGGCGUAAGAGCCGGCCGGACCGACCCAAUUCCGAGCGGACAGCUGAUACCGACGAGACAGCGCCUUUCCACACCGACCCGAGUGAAACCACAGGAGUGAGGAGGGCCAAACUCCGACGCUCCACUUCGCUGGAAAGCGUGGAGAGUCUGAAGUCUGAUGAAGAGACUGGGAGCAACAAGGAGGCCUUUCUGUCCUCUUUUGAAGCACAAGGCCAGCAGAAGCGCUGGAAGCCAGACAGCACAGGAAGCGGCCUGCACUCGCCGGGCCUGCGGGAGAAGGUGUCCGAUGGGCAGGUGAGGGCGGUGUGGGAGGAGCUGGGCGUCGGCGCCGGGGGCUCACUUAGCCGACAGGAGCUGUCACUCGUGUGCGAGCACAUCGGCCUCAAGAACCUGCAGUCAGAGGAGCUGGAUGCUCUCUUCAGGAAGCUUGAUAAGGACCAAGAUGGGCGAGUCAGCCUACAGGAGUUCCAGAUAGGCCUCUUCAACCAUGGAGAUCUGCCAGCCCCGAAGUCCUCGUCCACCCCACUGAGGCCUAAGACCCAGCUUUCACUAUUACAGCAGGCGUUCGACGAGAGGGUGGCGCGGUCCACCUCUCCAUCUCUGCUCUCGGCCACCGUGGGUCAGAAGCUGCUGACCCGGCUGGACGAUGGGAGCGGCUGCGCCAGUCCGGAGCGGGUCAUCGCCCUCUGGACCGAGGAGGGCAUCCGCAACAGCAGGGACAUCCUACAGACUCUGGACUUCUCGCUGGACGAGCGGCUGAGCCUGGUCGAGCUCACCCUGGCGCUGGACAACGAGCUGCUGGUCAGCGGCAAUGGCAUCCACCAGGCUGCACUCAUCUCCUACAAGAACGAGAUCCACUUCCUCCAGACUCUGGCGGAUCAGGCAUGUCGAGAACGGGAUAAAGCCAAGGCUGACCUGGAAUGGGCUGACCGAAGAAACUUGCAGCUGGUCAGGGAGGUGGAUGACCGCCACGCCACCAUGGAGUCACUCAAUGAAACAAAAAUCAAGGGUCUGGAGCAGGACUUCCGGGAGAAGCUGACGGCGCUGCGGAGCGAGACGGAGCAGGAGAGUGAGGUGCUGAUGCAGGAGCUGGAGUGGGAGCGCGUCAAACUCCGCGAGGAGGUGGAGGCCCUGCAGGCCAAGGACGUCAGCCUGCAGGAGGAGGUGUGCAACGUCACCCAGGAGAACACUCGGCUGGAGGAUGAGGCGAGUGCGCUGAAGAGGAGGCUAGCCGAGACCGAGAGCACCGUGGCCAGGCUGCAGAGGGACCUGGAGCACCUGCUGCAGGACAAGUUUGGCAGCCUGGAUCAGAGCCCGGUUGUCCUGGAAAACCAGGAGGAGCAUUUCUCUGAGAUCAUUAAGGAGUAUGAAGUCCAGUGCAGGGAGUUGCGGGACAGGAACGACGAGUUGAGCUCGGAGCUGGAGAUGCUGAAGAACCAGACGCUGACCAGGAAACCCAGGCGCUCGAGGGAGAGCCUCUCCUCUCCCACCUGGUCCGGCCGCCGGGCGCUCGCCACCGAGUCCGAUUCAGAUGACCCUGAGAUGAAGAAAAGCAGUUCUCCUCAAGUCAAGAAAAAACUUGAAGUGGAAAAUAAAAAUGCAUUGGGCUCCUUGGAGAGUCUGUCUGCACCUGUCAGUAUAGAGACUGAGCUGGCCAUGGAGCAGCUGAAGGAGAAGUACGAGCAGGAGGUGCAGGACCUCAAGAUCCAGCUGGAGACCAAGGUGAACUUCUACGAGCGCAGCAUGGAGCUGAUGCGGCGCAACAUGGAGGUGGAGCGCAAGGAGAUCUCGCAGAGCUUCAAGGUGGAGAUCAGCGAGCUGGAGGAGCAGAAGGCCCACGCCGAGGAGCGGGCGGAGAGGCUGAAGCAGAGCGCGGAGAAGCUGGAGGCCCAGCUGCAGGCCCGGGCCGAGGGGCUGGCCUGGGGCUCGGAGCUGGACCGCCGGCUCCAGCGGGAGCAGGCCGAGCUGGAGCAGAACUACGCCCGUGAGAUGAGCAACAUCGUGCAGCGGCUCACGUCCGAGAAGGACCAGCUGGAGGCCGAGCUGAAGCUGAAGAUGGACCAGGAAGUGCUGCUUGUCAGAAUGCAAAAUACCGCGAGGAGGUUCUGGACCUCAGCUCACGGAACCUCCAGCUUAGCACUGAGAACGCUGAGCUGAGCUCGCGUCUCCGUGCCGACCAGGGAGCGGUCCAGAUGCUGACGGAACGUCUGGCCCAGGUGUGCCGCGAGCAGGAGGACGGGAAGACCGCCGUGCGGCAGCUGCAGGAAGCGUCCAGUCAGCAGGAGCGGGACCGAUCCCAGCUCCAGGCCAGCUGGCAACAGGAGCGUGAGCGGCUGGAGAGAGAGCUGACCACAGCUAAGGAGAAGAUUCAGCAGCUGUCUGAAGUUGAGUCCGAGCUGAGCAGUCUCACUCUGAAGCACCAGUGGCUUCAGCAAGACAAUGAGAGGCUGCUUAAAGAGGCAGAGGAGAGAAACCACAAGGUUGAAAAACUCCAGGAAUCCCUCCGUGCUGUUGACACUCAGACAGAGCAGCUGCGCUCCCAGCUCCAAGCGGCCUCCCAGGAGAGCCAUAUGCACAAUCAGGAAACUGCUGCUCUGCAGAGAAUGUUGCAAGACUCCCAGGACAAGGUGAGAGAGCUGGAUAUGAGUAUGGUUCAGCUGUACAGAGAGAAGGAAGAACUGCAGAGGGCCAGACGGCAGCAUGAAGAUGAAGCCUCUCGCACUAUGGCUGAAGAAUGCCAAAGGCUUCAUAAACAAAACCAGGACCUGCUUCAAAAGGUGGCACAGCUGCAGGCUCACGAAAAGGAACUGCAAAAGCUGACUCAAGAAUGCCUGACUCUAAAACACAAACAGGCACAGUUAGAGACAGCUACACAAGAUGCCAAGAAUCAAGCGCUGCAGGCAGACACGGCCCUGUCGGUGGCGCAGGCGCAGCACGUGCGGGCGCUGCAGGACGUGCGGGAGCAGGUGGGCGCGGGCUCCAGGGAGCAGCUGGGACCCCUCCAGGCCCAGCUGGCUGGGCACCAGCGCCGGGGCCUGCAGCUGGAGGAGAUGCUCCGCUCGCAGGCGCAGAAGGCCAGCACGCAACUGGCACUGCAGCAGGAGCAAUACGAGAAGGUAAUGGGGCACAUGCAGGAGAGGAUGGAGGAGGUGGAGGCUAAACUGAAGAAUGUUCGGCUGAUGUUACAAGAGAAGGUCAAUCAGCUAAAAGAGCAGCUGACCAAGAACGCCAAGUCCGAUCUCCUGCUGAAGGACUUGUACGUGGAGAACUCCCAGCUCAUGAAGGCACUGCAGAUCACAGAGCAACGUCAGAAGAGUGCUGAGAAAAAGAGCUUCUUACUCGAGGAGAAAGUGGCUGCUCUUAACAAACUCCUUCGUAAAAUUGCUCCUGCGUCCCUUUCUGCCUAGAGCACUUCUUUCCCUGCAAGCUUACACAAGAGCCAUAUUAUACUGUUGUGACAUACCUCUAUCCUCUUUCACCACAACCAAGUAGGAUGCAGUCACAGCUUAGUGGGGCAGUUGCUGCAUUGUCCUUAGUCACCUCAAAGCAAUAAUUGAUCCUCAUGUAUAUUCUCCGAGCACAAACCAAGCAGGUAACUUGGUAUAUAUUUUCAUCUAGGGUACUGAGUCCAAUUUUUUGCUUUUUAUUUUUUUCACCUCUUGUGAAGCUGUAAGACCUGGUUUUAAAUCAUAGGUUCAAUUAUUGUGCUUUUUAUAGUGUCUGAUGAAGUGGGUUGAGACAAAUGACCGGUAGCGGACCAUGCUACAAUAUUACUGCUUUUUUAAAACCCAUAGUAUAAUCCUAUGGCUAAGUUGUUGUAAAGACAUGGAUAACGUGUAGUCCUGGACUACCUCUACAGUGACAACCUGUCCCCUGAUUUUCACAGGUCAAUCCCUGUCUUUGUAUUAUGUUUGAGUGGAUGUAGGGAUGCUACAUCCAUGUGCUGCUUGGGUUUCAGUCCCAGUCUUAACAUCACAGGGAAAUCAGGGUGCUUCUUUUUCUUCCCACUGUUUCUUCUGUUAACAUGGAUUUCAAGUUUGGCACAAUCAUAUGUCCGGUCAUAACAAUGAAUGAUAUUUAUGAAAGUGUUCUUAAUAAACUUGUAAUAGCAACCAAAAGUACAGUAUUUCAUAAUGUAUAGUUUUGAUACACGGGUGCUACAUUUUGACACUUGCACAUUUUGAAAUCUUUAUGCACUACUGUACAAUUCAAGCUUGUAGAAUCACAAAAGACUGUGGAAAGAACAUUUAAGAUUGUGGUUAACAUUAUUAUAUCUUUCCCCAGACAGUGACAUUAUUCUAUGAAGAGUAAUUGUUAUUAAGUAGGAUGUAAAUUUAUUAUUGCCCUACAUCACUGUAUAAAUUAAUGUACAAAUGUUUACCAAGUAAAACCUCUUCCCUUGAA
This is a messenger RNA of Sardina pilchardus (European sardine), 4902 nucleotides long. It is a transcript of the gene ninl, whose product is annotated as ninein-like. Gene Ontology annotation, cellular component: centrosome. NCBI's taxonomy places the organism in Eukaryota, Metazoa, Chordata, Actinopteri, Clupeiformes, Clupeidae. The record is from RefSeq and is a predicted model, not a curated record. Gene Ontology annotation, biological process: microtubule anchoring at centrosome. Gene Ontology annotation, molecular function: calcium ion binding.